Molecule: messenger RNA, 1174 nt
Organism: Juglans regia (Persian walnut)
Lineage: Eukaryota; Viridiplantae; Streptophyta; Magnoliopsida; Fagales; Juglandaceae
Product: nudix hydrolase 8-like
Exons: 9
Coding region: 66-1124 (352 amino acids)
Molecular function (GO): NAD binding; NADH pyrophosphatase activity; ADP-ribose diphosphatase activity
Source: RefSeq, a predicted model, not a curated record
CUGCAAAAGCUAUAAAUCCGUAAGGGCAGCAGAAACUGCAGUCACAAUACAUUGCAAGGGAGGUGAUGAUGGCAGCAGCAAUGGAUGCCAGUCGACAGUCAUACUUUAACUUUCAGCACCUCAUAAAGGGGCCAAGAAGCACCAAGGCAAAAGAUUGGAGCUUCCAAUGGCCAUUAAAGGGUUUCUUGAAGAAGUCCAUGCUUAUAAAUAGCUCAAGUUCUCAACUCAAGUCUUCUCCCUUGUCCUUUCAUGGGGGCAGCUAUGUGCACAAAACAGGGGGUUUUCAUGUUUUAUCUCCCAAUAUAUCAUCAGCAACAAGCACGGUAGUGGAGUUAAUUGAUGCUUGGGACGAUGAAUAUGAUGGGGUUGUUAUUAAUCCAGAGAGCUUACCUCUGAGCGUAAAUGCCUUCGCAUUCGCCCUUCGAGCCUCUUUGUCCAACUGGAAGUUGAAGGGGAAAAGGGGGGUAUGGCUCAAAAUACUACAAGGGCAAGCUGAUCUUGUUCCAAUUGCAAUUCAGGAGGGAUUCGAUUACCACCAUGCUGAAUCAGGAUAUGUUAUGUUAGUAUAUUGGAUUCCAAAUGAACCCUGCACGCUUCCUGCUAGCCCUUCACAUCAAAUAGGCGUUGCAGGAUUUGUGAUUAAUGACAAAAAACAGGUUCUUGUGGUGAAAGAAAAAUGUCCUUGCAGUUGCUCGGGCGUCUGGAAGUUGCCUACAGGUUAUAUCAACAAGUCUGAAGACAUAUUCGAUGGAGUUAUGAGGGAAGUGAAAGAAGAAACUGGGGUUGACACAAUUUUCCUGGAAAUGGUUGCUUUCAGACAUGCCCACCUUGUGGCUUUUGAGAAGUCGGAUUUGCUCUUCGUUUGCAUGCUUAAGCCUCUGUCCCAUGAAAUCACAAUCGAUGAGAAGGAAAUACAAGCUGCCAAGUGGAUGCCAAUCGAUGAAGUAAUAGGACAGCCAUUUUACGAGGAGGACCACAUGACAAAGAAAGUGAUAGACAUAGGCAUUGCAGCAUAUGAAGAUAGGUACAGAGGUUUCACGGCACAUCAACUGGCCUCUAAAUUGGACGGCAAAUUGUCUUACCUUUACUACCUUAACAAUAACGAUGCUUCCAAACAUUAUUAAUAUUAUAAUUAUGUAUAUAUAUAUAUAUUAAUACUAUGUUCAAACACAGC